AUGUCAUCACGAAAAACGACCCCUGUACCUCAAAAGCUUGAACUAGUAAAUGGCAGGAAUAUCAAAAGUGGAUUCCAUAAUGAUUCUUUUGCACUAUCUAAUGGAAUCAAGGAGGAUAAAUGCACAUCGAAGCAACUUCCGUGCUUUCAACCCGAUAACUUUGAGUCGAUAGAGUCAUGCAUACAUUUAGAUCAAGUCUUGGAUUCUCGCGCAAGGGAGACUGUAUUUGACACUUAUCGACAGGCAGUUAUGAUCUCCGAACCUAUAUAUGAGCCGGUUGUUUACAAGUCUAAAAAGGACGGCACGGUGAUCAGUCACGAUAAAGUACUUUCUAAAAAGCUAUCGAGUUUAAAAUGUACUGAGUGUGAGGUGUCCAACUUUGGUCAAGUCAUGAUAUGCUUACAGUGCCCCCAUGUUGGAUGUGCAGAACAUUCACAAUUGCAUUAUAAGGGCACCCUGCAUAUGUUUGCCAUUGACCUGAAUUUGGGCUUGUUGUAUUGCUUCAAAUGCAAUUCGUAUAUCAACCAUUCCGAGCUAGAAAAGUUGAGACUAGAAGCAAUGGGGAUUACUGAAGUUAACAGGGGAGAUCAAGAGAACAUCCCUGACAAUUACACGAGCCCCAACAAACUUGCUGCUCAAGGUCUCAAAGGAUUUGUCAACUUGGGAGCUACUUGUUUCAUGAGUUCGACUUUACAAACCUUUGUGCAUAAUCCUAUUAUCAAAAGCCAGUUUUUCAACAACGAUUUCCACUACUUCAAUUGCAAAUACCUUCAUGAUCAAGAUAUUAGCGACACUAUUGGUGAACAAAAUGCAUGUAUAACAUGCAGCAUUGAUUUAAUCUUCAAAGAGCUAUUUACGCUGAGCACAAACGAAGGUUUUGGAAUUACAAAUUUAUUAACUACUGCUUGGUACAAGCAAAAGUCCUUGGCCGGAUUCCAAGAGCAAGAUGCACACGAAUUCUGGCAAUUUAUUUUGAACGAAUUUCACCAAGACCACACGAGAAUUCAAACACAGAUGAAUGACGAUGCGCCUAUGGAAGAAACAUGCACUUGCAUCACUCAUUCUACAUUCUCGUUUGAACUUCAAAGUUGUGUCAAAUGCAAUUCGUGCAAAGGUGUAACCGAAACAGUCGACCCCAUGAUUGAUUUAUCGUUGGAGAUUAACCAUUUGAAAAAGAAGGAAAACAUCGAUUUGUACGACUGUUUGGAUUUGUUCACACUGGAGGAGAAGCUAGAAGCCAUGAUCUCUUGCAAGCAGUGCUCGGCCAAAUCGCAAGCUACAAAGACUCUAAAGUUGAAAAGCAUACCACCGGUGCUAUCAAUCCAAUUGAAAAGGUUUAACCACAACAUCAUAAAUGACACGUCAUCUAAGGUGGAGACUCCAGUCAAAGUUCCACUUUAUUUAAACAUUGCACCUUAUUGCGUGGAUCAAGGUUCGGCAAAGGAUACAGUGUUUGAGCUAUUUUCGGUGAUUUGCCACAUUGGCUCGGUAAACACUGGUCAUUACGUCGUCUAUACAAAGAAUGCACAGGGCCAAUGGCUCAAGUUCGAUGAUAGUGUUGUUUCCAUUGUUGACCAGAGUGAUGUGGUCAACUCCAAUGCAUAUUUAUUAUAUUAUAUAAUUCACAAUACAUAA
Molecule: messenger RNA, 1635 nt
Organism: Lodderomyces margitis
Lineage: Eukaryota; Fungi; Ascomycota; Pichiomycetes; Serinales; Debaryomycetaceae
Product: ubiquitin-specific protease
Exons: 1
Coding region: 1-1635 (544 amino acids)
Biological process (GO): protein deubiquitination
Molecular function (GO): zinc ion binding; cysteine-type deubiquitinase activity
Source: RefSeq, a predicted model, not a curated record